Aureobasidium namibiae CBS 147.97 is the source of this 8373-nucleotide messenger RNA. RefSeq lists its product as uncharacterized. Lineage: Eukaryota; Fungi; Ascomycota; Dothideomycetes; Dothideales; Saccotheciaceae. The annotation marks the transcript as partial. Gene Ontology annotation, molecular function: protein binding; protein serine/threonine kinase activity. The record is from RefSeq and is a predicted model, not a curated record. The transcript is spliced from 6 exons. Gene Ontology annotation, biological process: DNA repair.
GAGGGUGUGUCUUCGAAGGCCGUCAAGGAAAGGACUGAGGCUAUGAUCACCCUCCGACAGAUAUUAAGACAUACUCAAGGCACUUCCAAGAUCGAUAAUCUGAAGGACCCGGCCCUCUUCAGGAUCUACGACACAAUCAUUCAGGCCAUUAAUGUAGAGGUCACCCAAUUGCGAUCUCUUAGAGCCGGUGUCAAAAGUAAAACCACCCUGCCUGCGACCGAAGCGAGACUCAGCAGUUGCUCUGCUACUUUCCGUGUCGCAAUUGAAGUGGGCGUUCGCAAUAUUCGCUCCAAAACUGUCAAGGCUCUCAUCGAGCAUAUCAUCACCAACUUCAAUGAUGCCGAUGGUAAUCCUGAGCUUGUAUUGGCAACUGACUAUGCUCGAAACCUCUCUGUCAUACUCGGUCACGAGCCUCACGUCGAGCAUCUAUCUCAAGACUAUUGGAAGACAACUAUGGGUUUCUGUCUCGAGAAGAUGAAACUCUUUCCCCAAUCAGACCUCAAGUUGGGCUCCAGCAUCUUGACCCAAAGAUCAUCACGCUCUCAUUUCGCUUCUUUCCAGUCGAACGGCGAGAAAGGGACUCUUCCUAGGCAUGUUUUGGACGAUUUGGUCAAUGUUGUUCGUUCCCUGGUCUGCGUGCCAUUCGCACCGCUUCUUCACAAAGGCCCCGAGGCUGUUGACGCGAUGGCACAGUUCUUGCACAAUUCACCACACUCGGCGAAGCCUCAGAUCGAUGCAUUUGUAGUGAUCAACACUAUUCUUCUCCAGAUACGCAUGGAGAACCUCAAAUUCGCCAAAGAAUUCACACGUGAUGCGCUCAACCUCACCAGGUCACUGUGGAACACCAAGCUCUCUGCAUUGAAGGACGAGAUGCUGUCUAUGCUGAUCUUACUGCACCCAUUUGUUGAGAUGCUCACGCAUGAGGGUGAAAAUGAGCUGGUUCACACCGCAAUCUCAAACCUUGUCGAAACGAUGAAGAGCGAAUACACGAGACGCCCAAUCAAGGAUCAGCUUCAGCUCAGUCAACUGUCUCUUCGACUCAAUCUGCGGCAACCUUCUGAUGGCUUACGAGGUCCAGUUUUUGCUUUGCAGGACGGCCAGACAAAUAGUGAGAGCACUUCGAGUGCCGAGCACAAUUGGACAUUGCUCAAGUUGCUGGCGCAAUUUUCAUGCUGGAGUCAAACUUUCGAUCAGAGAACUGGCAAGAGGUCAACGUCUCCAGGGGCAGGUCCCCAGAAGCGCCAACGUGUUGCACAAUGGUCAGACGAGCUUUUCCGCAUGCUCUCUGACUUCAGCAUUGCUAGCAGACUAUGUUCCUUGCAGAUCAUAUGCUUCAUUGGUCAAUAUACUCCUAUUGAGGAAGAAGUUUUCAGCAGUCUGAUUGAGAAACUGUCCACCUUAAUUAUUGACGACAAUAGUUCUGUCGCUUCGUGGGCCUACUUAGCCCUUGCCAGUUGUGCUAGCCAGGCCGCGGCCAAAGUAAAUAGUCUGGUUGGAACCUGGGAAUCUGUUUGGCGUUACACUUUGAGAGGGAUCGCUCCUGCUCAAACGUGUAGACCAGCAUGUCAUGUCCUUCACAUUAUGAUCCAAGCAGAACUUGUUGAUCGGGCAAUAAUCCUUGAGAACCUCGGUUCUAUGCUUUCGAGCAUCUCGAUCAGCGGGCCUACCAUCUUUGGUGACUCGGUCGCUGGACUUUUUCAAGCCGUCAUGGUUCGAUUCCAGCGUGAGGGUACAUCAUCCAUCGGCGAGAGAAUCGAACAGAUCCUGACCUGGGCCUUUCGGACUUGGGCACCAAGCAAUUUCCAUGAUAAGAUUCUCUCGUUAAACAAUACCGCAGUCACACUCUUGCUCGGUCUUUGCACGACUGAAACCAAAAGUGCAGUGGAAAAAUGGCAGAAUGUGAAGGAGCAAACCGCCGGUCAUCUGGACAGAAACAUGAUCCGUAUGGUCGGCAUUCUGGUCAUUGUUGGAUUAUGUCUUGCCAACUGUUUGAAGGCCAAAGACACACGUCGAGCAGAGCAACUUCGUGUCGCUAAUGAAAAGCUUAUGAUGCUCAUGUUUAGCGACCUCUCAAACUCUGGUAGUGAGCAAGACAAGGUGGACGCAUUGAUUGAUCUUAUUGCUGGUAGACUUUUGGUCUGUCACCCGGACUCGUCGACUUACGAAAGUCACGAUCGUCAUGUCUGCAUGGCGAAACUGUCAACCUCACUACUAGAACUUCUUGAGAAUAGGCGCUACAUGACACAGCCGGAACCCUCCCUGAAGAAGAGCGACACGAGCGACAUGAUGGACUUUGACACCGAUUUCGAGUCGCAGGUGACUUCAUACACUGCUCCUGUGAGCGAGCUUAUACCUCGCGUCCUUGAGCUUCCUGCAUCAGAAAUUCUUGCCAGCGGGCCAUUUCUUACAGCUCUACCCCUUUACGGUGUACAACUCACUCCGAAGCAAUUCGAGCCACUUCUUGAGUUCUUCGCGGACAACACGCUUCAAUCUUACGAAUACGAGCGUGCUGAGACCAACAUUGACCUAUUGUUAGGUGUCAUGGAAAGCUUUGUGUAUACCUGGACAGAUGCAUCGGACCAGGAGUUCUAUACAUUUGGCCUCGAUAUCUAUAAAUGGUUCACCGUCACGGCUUUGAAAGCUAACCUUCUUUCACCAUGCGUGCAGAAACGACUCAUUCAUCUCAUGCUGCAGAUUCUGCAGAUCGAUGCAGAUUAUGGACAGGCUGAUAAACUUCCGACAAUUCGUUCUAUACUGUUUCGUCUGAUGCGCGAAGGUACUCUGGAAGUCAAGUACUAUAUUGCUCAAAACUUGUCAUCAAUCUUCAGCAUCUUCGCUCUACCUUUUCACCAAGAGGUCUUCGAAGAGCUCAGGACCAGUUUACCUAUAGACACAGAAUGGGCCGAAGGCCUCGCCGUUCGGAUUUUAGUGUUAGCGAACCUAGCUGCUGGUUGGCACUCGCUCCGACGACAAUGCAUCUACCACAUAUUCGAAACCGCAGGCAUGGUUGCUGAAGUUGGAGAAUACGCUGCAACUUGUGUCGCCACAAUCUCCAACUCCCUCAAUCUUAUUUCACCCAAAGAACUAUUCCGACUGUUCUCUCCUCAGCUGCUGUUCACCUGGUUGGAAAACCAAGCAGUGGCAAAGAUUCCUUUCGGAGUAUUCGGUUAUGAGGGCAUGACUGAGCUGCUGGAGCAUAAUAUUGACGAGAUCUAUGCACAACUGGUCAUUCGCGAGAAAGAGGAGGAGAUUGGCUGGUUAACUAAAACUCUGAACUUGCAAGAAGGACAGAUUUUACGGUCCACAUUCAGUAAGACGCUUGCUUACGCCAUCUCUUGGGAUGUGUCUGGCAAGCAGAUAUCUUCACAAGAUUCAUCUCAGGCGGCAACUACGUGUGAGUCCCGCAUUCGAGCUUUCUUCAAAACAAGCAGCGAAUACUGUGUCGCGGUCCAAUCCAAUCUGCCAGACAUCAUAGCUCAGAUUUUUACCUCAACGUACCAUGAAGAGGUUGUUGAGAAGGUCCUCGAAAAGAGAUCUCAGUACGAAUAUGCGCAGAACGCCCUUUCUGCAAUGAAGCGAUAUGGGUUUCUCGACACAGAGAUCUCUCAGGUUCAACAACCAAGUUUCAAAGGCAGAUAUCUCAUCGACCAGCUCGAGAGAGUCUGUCGCAGGACAGGUAACAAGACUCUCAAGACCGUCAAGGAUGUUUUAGAUGUGCCGCAUAUCACUGUCACUCUGCGAUCGAUCAUCGAUGGUAUGCACCCUGCGUAUGGUCCACUUCACGCUUGUCGGACUGUCAGAAAACUGCGCAUAUUCAUUGCGCUAGCUGGAGAUGAAGUCUUCAAUGGCUAUCCUUUGCAAACACUGAUUCGAACUUUGCAGCCAGUCAUUAUUGACCCCCAUUGUUCUGACGAUGGCAUGGGUGUAUUGCAAUACUUGCUUGAGCGUGGAAAGUCCUUCCUCAAACAGGAGUUAUCAAUGAUCACUGGUACAGGCUUACUGAUUCUCUUGUCGUUGAAGCAAUUUAUGACCUCUCGGCAAGACAAGACCACCCAGGAGAGUCAGUACCGCAACACGGUCUCAAAGAUGCAGUCUUUCCACAACUGGCUCGUCGAGUAUCUUCUCGAAUUUGGUUCCGCCUCGAAAGCACCUCAGCAUCAAGCAGCUCUCUGUUCGCUUGUUCAGUCGUGCCGGGAUUUAGAACUACCAGAAUCCUCGAGUACAAAUCAGGCUGCGAGUGCCAUGUUGAGAGGGCUUCUAGACGACGAGGACUCGGCCACGCCGAUUCUGGGAUCUACCGAAAGAAGACAAGUAAUAUCGACUCUGUGUCGCAACUUCCAUGUAAGCAGUAAGACAGCUGACGACAUGUUUGGUUCUGACCAACUGUCGCUUUCUUACGCUCGGCGGGUGUGGGAAUCUACCCAAACACUCACAGUCGCUGACGACUAUGGAGCAUGGGCCGCGAAGGUUCUGGGACGUGCUUAUGCAUCAACAGUCUCUCUGGAACAGAUUCGGCCUACACGAGGUCUGAUGUCUCAUCUAACAAGUGGCAAUGGAGAGAAGAGUCCAUCCAUGCAAGCCAUCGUGACCAAGCUCAACAAUCUUCUCUCCAGUCAAAACCGAACACAUGUUGGAGUUGCUGAGCAGAGUCUCAGAAGCAUUACGAAUCAAUUCCUCGCUCUAGGAGACCACAAUGGUGCCAUCGAAUUUGAGAAAGUUCUACCGGGCCAUGUCAUCGAUGCGAUAGCCAGAGUGUACUAUAGAGACACGAUAGAUGCUAGAAACAGCCAAAAGCUUCGCAGAGAGGAUCUCUGGCAGGCCGCGAAACUCGAUGUCAAGAAGCCUUUCGCACUCUGGGUACAGGACUUGGCCGUCUCUAUCUGCCGAUGGACGAAAGAUGACCCACUCAUCGGUCAACUAGAGAGACUUUUCCUCUGCGGUGACGAAUUUUCGGCAGAACUCUUCCCCUACAUCGUUCAUCUUGCUCUCAGUUCUGAGAUCGAGAAGGAACAAGUCGUCCGGGUCUAUCUAUCAGAGUCCUUCAAUGCACAUUUCAGCACUCGUGAGGCAGACACUGACCGAAAAUCUCGUCUGUUGUUAGAGUCGCUCUUGUAUCUGCUCACUCGGAAGAUCCACAACGAGAAGACGAGAAUGGAUCGUCUAGAGUGGUUGGAGCUGGACUAUCUUCUUGCUGCAGAGGCUGCUGAUAAGUGCAACAUGCCAACUGCAUCUCUGUAUCUUGCAGAGCUGGGUGCAGCUCCUCAGACUGCUACUCAGUCGUCACGAAAAUCAUCGGUGACUCUCCCUGAACCAAAGCUGCCCUCAAAUGAGCUACUUCUGUCGAUUUACAGUCGUGUGGACGAUCCUGAUUCGUUCUACGGUGUAAAACAACUACCAUCUCUGGAGUCUGUGCUGGCGCGUGUCCAUCACGAAGGUGAUGGAAUCAAAGGGUUAAUGCUGCACUCUGCUCGAAUGGACGCGUCUAUGCGAAAGUGUGGAUUGGCAGAUGAAGCUGAUAGGCUUGGACUUAUAGGCUCUGUUGGUGCUAUGAACUUGAGCAGUCUGACUCACGAUAUACUUAACCGUAAAGGUGGUCAGUCUACAACAGCCGCGACAGACACCAUGCUCAACGCUGCUCGCAAACUGGAACAAUGGGAUGUGUCUCCUCCUCAAAUGAAUGGUUCGGCUGCAAGUACGGUGUACAGUGUGUUCAGAGGACUCGCUGGUGCCACGCAGUUGGAGUCUCUCCAGCUAGAAUUGAAUAGAGCUCUGGGCUUAUCGAUACAGCACCUGCAGGACACUCGCCUCGAUGCAUCUGCGGUCCGCGCUACUUUGUCGAGCAUUGCUGUACUCAACGAAAUUGACGAGCUUACUACAGUGAGAUGUUCAGCAGACCUUUCCGAGCUCUGGCAACGAAUGCAACAAAGACAGGGUGGAUGGGAUAUCGGCCGUUUCAACGAUGCUCAAAACAUUGUUUCCUGUCGCGAAACCCUUUUCAGUCUGUUGAGUCAGAACAAACAUCUCAGAGAGGCUCUCCAUGUCAGUAUCCGAGACUCUCGCGCAAUAGAGGCUCGAUCAGUCAUUAGCUCUUCCCAAUUUGCCAGGAGGAACGAUUUGAUACAACAAUCCCUGACUGCGGCGACGUAUCUUUCUCAGUUGGUCCCUGUCUGUCAAGAGGUUGAUGUGAACAUGGACGCUGCGGCCCACUUUGAGGUAGCAACUACGCUAUGGAGACAGGGCGAAAUCUCUACGUCGGUGCAAAUGCUGCAGGAGCUCUGUUCUCGGACAGAUCUGUUGGAGCAGUCGAUCCAGGUUGGCCGAGCAGGAAUGUUGGCGCAGUUGGGACACGAGGUUGCAGACGCGCGCCUUGAAAAGCCAGGAGAAGUCAUUGCAAACUAUCUCAGACCAGCCAUUGAGCAGCUGGACAAAGCAACAUCUGGUUCCGAGACUGGAAAGGUCCAUCACGAGUUCGCCUCUUUUUGCGAUCAACAACUCCAGGACCCUGGUAAUCUGGAAGACUUUCAACGACUAGCAAAACUUCGAGAUCGUAAACUGGGAGAAUUGCGACAAUUUGAGAAGCUCGUCAAGGAAGCCACUACCAAGGACAAGAAGCGAGAGCUGAUGAAGGCGCAACAGACUGUGCACAAAUGGUACCAGCUUGAUGACGAAGAAUACCAGAGGAUGAAACGCAGCCGUGAUGACUUUGUCCGCCAGAGUCUCCAGAACUAUUUACGAGCACUGAUGGUCUCUGACGAGUUCAACCCAUCCGUUGUCCGCUUCUUUGCACUCUGGCUUGAGAACUCGGAUUCAGAGUCUUCGAACGCCGUCGUACAAAAGACUCUACCAGACGUCCCUAGCUGGAAAUUUGUUGGUCUGAUGAACCAGCAGACAUCGCGUCUGCAGUACGAGUCAAGCGUUUUCCAGCAAUCGCUUUCGGACCUCAUUCUUCGCAUCUGCAUCGAUCAUCCUCAUCAUGGUGUCCACUACAUUUACACGGCCUGCUAUUCAUCCAUUGUGGAGACUGACGUGGCUGCAAGAUCUCGACGCGACGCUGCUCUCACUAUCGCGAAGAAACUAAGCAGUGAUGAGAAGGCGGCCGAGCCCCUGAGGAAGGGCUUUAGAGUGGGUGAUUCCUACAAAGAUCUCGCCGAAUUGAACUUGAAUCCGAAAGAGUUCAAGGGCAAGAUUACAGUCAACAUGGUGCCUAAAGCUAAGGAUAUGGUCAGCACAGUGUUGGCCAGGAAAGUGCCACCUGCAACGAUGUCAGUUGAGCUUCGCCUUGAUUGCGAUUACUCUUCUGUUCCGAUAGUUGCCCGGUACAGAGAUGACAUACGUAUCGCCAACGGCCUGAGCGCGCCUAAGAUCAUGGUCGCUAUCGGAACAGAUGGUAAAGAAUACCGCCAGCUAUUCAAAGGUGGCAACGACGAUCUCAGACAAGACGCCAUCAUGGAGCAAGUAUUUGGCGAGGUCAGCAAGAUGCUACAGACACACAAGACAUCUCGUCAACGCAACUUGCACGUUCGCACAUACAAAGUGCUGCCGCUCACAUCAACAUGCGGCAUCAUCGAGUUCGUACCGCACUCGGUGCCUCUGGGCGAAUUCCUGGUUCCCGCGCACGUUAACUACCAUCCCUCGGACCUGUCGCAAAACAAAGCACGCGAAAAGAUCAGCAGCGUACAGAGCAACCCCAAAGAUACACGCAUCAAAGUCUACCGCGAGGUAGCAGCCAAACACAAGCCAGUCCUCCGUCAUUUCUUCCUCGAGCGCUUCCAAGACCCAGACGACUGGUUCCAAAAACGACUGAACUACACCCGUAGUACAGCCACCAUCUCCAUUCUAGGCUGGAUUUUGGGGUUGGGUGAUCGCCACUGCCACAACAUCCUGCUAGAUGAAAAGAGUGGUGAAGCCAUUCAUAUUGAUCUGGGAGUAGCUUUCGAAGCCGGCCGCGUGUUGCCCAUCCCCGAAGUCGUUCCCUUCCGCCUCACCCGCGACAUCGUCGACGGCAUGGGCGUCACAAAAACCGAAGGGGUGUUUCGGCGCUGCUGCGAAUUCAGCAUGGAUGCUUUACGCGCGGAGAAAGACGCCAUCAUGACUUUACUCAACGUCUUGCGCUACGAUCCAUUUUACUCAUGGACGCUUUCCCCCUUGAAAGCCCGCCGCAUGCAAGAUCCGAGUCGAGAGGGCGAUGAAGUGGGGUCAGCGAGUAAGAGGCCUGAAGACGAGGCUGGGGAGGCAGCUAGGGCAUUGGCGAUUGUGGAGAAGAAGUUGAGUAAGACACUGAGUACGGCUGCUACGGUGAAUGAGUUGAUUCAGCAGGCGAGUGACGAGAAGAAUUUGGCGGUGUUGUUUGCCGGGUGGGCUGCUUAUUGUUGA